CUACUCUGUGGCCAGACUCAACAGGGCAAUGGAUGAACCCCUGAUUUUAGGGAGCUCUCCCUCAACGGGACGCUCAGAUCGACUGGACCAUUCCGGCCAUAGGACGAGUCACGGCUGUCCGCCCGCUCAGAGAAGGCCAAUGACAGUCCCUUCCAUUGAGAUCACCGUGGAGAAUAACAGUGAGGGGAGUGAAGGGAACCUCUCACAUAUCAAGGAUGAUGUUUACUAUACCAAUGUAGCCCACCGCAGGAAAUCGGCCCCACAGCGAACAGAGCACCGAUAUGAUGGUUAUGGAGGACGAGACGGGCGGUCUCCGGACUACUAUGAGUCCGAGCCAGAGGACUUGUCCCGAAUCUUUGUGGCCAUGUUUGACUACGACCCCUUGUCAAUGUCUCCGAACCCCGAUGCUGCUGUAGAAGAGCUUCCCUUCAAGGAGGGCCAGAUCAUAAAGGUGUUUGGAGAGAAGGACACAGAUGGCUUCUAUAGGGCAGAGAUCUGUGGCCGCAGGGGGCUCAUCCCCUGUAACAUGGUCUCAGAGAUCCAGACGGAUGAUGAUCAAAUGAUGGACCAGCUGCUCAAACAGGGCUUUCUUCCUCUCAACACACCCAUUGAGAAAAUAGUAAACUGUAAUAGGUUCAAAGAUGGCCGUUCAGUUAAUCGCAGGUCCAGGAAAUCCAAGAGAGAGAGGAACAAAAGGAGUGGAAGGCAGCACCCGGUGCCGACGCGGAGGAUGGUGGCCCUGUAUGACUAUGACCCCAGAGAGAGCUCUCCUAACGUGGAUGUGGAGGCCCACUAUGAGGGCAGCUUGCAGAGUGAGGAGGCCGAGCUGACGUUUUGUGCUGGUGAUGUGAUCACAGUGUUUGGAGAGAUCGAUGAGGAUGGCUUUUAUUACGGGGAGCUCAAUGGACACAAGGGUCUGGUCCCCUCCAACUUUCUUGAAGAAGUGCCUGAUGACGUGGAGGUUUACCUCACCAAGACACCGAGCCGUCACCCCCAGGACCACCCGUCCCGGACAAAGAACAAAAGGCCGGUUGCUUUUUUGAUGGAUCAUUGAAGGAAAACAGAAAACAAAAGAGAGACAGCUUACUAAACACAGAGACAUACCGUAAAAUACAAGACUGAGGAACCUUUAUCUUUAUGUCAGAUGAUCUGCGGAGGAGAAAUGUGAACUGUUAAUGAAAUUGCAUAUUCAUAAAGCGUUGUUUGGAAAAGAAGAAUUCACACAAAGAGGCGUGCCAGAUUAUUAGCUGUUUAUUGUUAUUAUUUCUGGAAAAAGAAGCACUAAAAGACUAUUAUUUUUUACAGAAUACACAAGUGAGGCAUUGUAAUAGAAGCUUUAUGAAUGUAAGUGUGUUUAAAAUUGAACUCAAUUUAUAAUAGAGGAGAUAGUUUUGAUGUACAGAGAACUGAAUCCAUGUGGAACUGUAGAACUGCAUGCUUUUUCUUUCAGAAUGCUUCGACUCCACAGUGAAUUUUUUUAAGGUGCUUUAACGGAUUGAGACCAGUUAAAAAAAAACAACAACAACCUUAAACCCUUUUGUAUAUGUUUCCAAAAUUAUUGUUUUUUGUGUAUUGCUGAUAUAUAAGACUAUCAACUUAAAGAAAGACACAAAACAUAUGUUGCAAGUAGAGAGUUAUCAAGAAUGAUUUUAUCUGUAGUUGUAGAUAUUGUACAGUGGUCUGUAUAAAAAAAAGAGAGAGAGAGAGAAAAUAUAUAUAUAUAAAUAAUUGCUGAUGGAUGUUUUCAAUCAUCAGGACUUAUCAAGGUUUUUCUGUACUGAAAGAUUUGUUAUUCUUUUCUCAUAUUCAUUGUGCAGACAAUUGAGAUGCAUUACAUCAUGGCAUUGUUUUUUUUUUCCUCACUUGCUUGGCAAAACAGAAGAAGAGUGUUCAUUUCACUCCGUAACGGCUCAGUAUCUGUCACGUAAGUGAGCAACAGAGGAUACCACAGAUAAUGCUGUCCUCGUCUAAUGCACACGACUGUUGCUCCUGGUAUGCACAGAACACAUGCAUCACAUUCACCCCAACCAUAUAGAUGAAAGAUCCAAGAAAAUUGGUUCGCACUCACAAAAACAUUACGUUGCUGCCUAAACUUAGAGUGGAAGUUUAUAUACUGUAUGAAC
This is a messenger RNA of Carassius auratus (goldfish), 2123 nucleotides long. RefSeq names its product RIMS-binding protein 2-like. NCBI's taxonomy places the organism in Eukaryota, Metazoa, Chordata, Actinopteri, Cypriniformes, Cyprinidae. The transcript has 11 exons. Gene Ontology annotation, molecular function: protein binding. The coding region runs from base 29 to 1054 and encodes 341 amino acids. The record is from RefSeq and is a predicted model, not a curated record. Gene Ontology annotation, biological process: neuromuscular synaptic transmission.